This is a messenger RNA of Prorocentrum cordatum, 421 nucleotides long. NCBI's taxonomy places the organism in Eukaryota, Dinophyceae, Prorocentrales, Prorocentraceae. The record is from the annotation of a GenBank genome assembly.
GCGGCUGGCGCGCAGCCGUGCUCCAAGUGCUCCCCAGCGGCGCCGACGGCGCCGCGCCGCCGUCGGACCCGGAGGUGCGGCGGCUCAGCGCGGCGCUCUGGCGCGACGUGGCGGGGUGGGCCAGCCGGGAGCACAGCGACCUGUGGGAGGCGCUGGCCCUCUUCGCGGCCGGCCCCGGCGAGUCGGAGUGGGCCUACGUGCCGCAGGCCGACCUCUUCCUGGUCCUGGGGGAGGGCCUCGUCGGGCUGACCGCGGAGGGCCUCUCGGCGGAUGUGGAGCCCGGGCACCAACGCCGCGCGUUCGAGCCGCCCCCCGUGCUGGAGCGGCUGCGGGAGCCGCGCCGGUCACGCUCCUCGCGCUCCGGGCUGCCCUUCCGGCGCCGGGGGCGGCGGCGAAGCGUGGCGAAAUCUGCCUCGGCGGG